This is a messenger RNA of Colletotrichum scovillei, 2625 nucleotides long. RefSeq names its product short chain dehydrogenase. The record is from RefSeq and is a predicted model, not a curated record. Gene Ontology annotation, molecular function: oxidoreductase activity, acting on NAD(P)H, oxygen as acceptor. Bases 960 to 2063 code for a protein of 367 amino acids. Gene Ontology annotation, cellular component: intracellular anatomical structure. The transcript is spliced from 5 exons. Lineage: Eukaryota; Fungi; Ascomycota; Sordariomycetes; Glomerellales; Glomerellaceae.
GCGAGAGCGGCGGACGUGCUACGACCUGCGACAUGCGGCGCCUGGAACCUGCGACUUGGGACCUGACCGGGAAGCUGCGAGACGCGUUCAUACGCCCAAAGUAUCGUGAACUUUUUCCCUUUUCUCUUUUUGGCUGCUACCAAGUUCCAUGGUUCCUUCCACCACCACCACCAACACCACCAAUCCUUGUUUGCCCUUGCCAAGUAAACCAGUUGACCACUUGAUCAACUCACGCCACGAUCCUUCCUUACUUGCCAGUGUCCACGAAUGUCUUACCUAAACCUCCUUCCCUACCGUCCCGUCGUUCCUUCCUUCCCAAUGGAAAGCUCCAACCUUCAUAAUAAACGGGAGCUCCCUUCCUUCCCUCCCGCGUCUUCUCCAAGGUUCCAAGCUCCUCCCCUCUGCCAUACUUACCUUAAGGUAGUGUCCUCCUCCCCGCGACUUUCUUCCUCCCCUCCAUUCCCACCUGCCAACUUCUCACAUACAACAAACCACGUCCAACCGACCCCGAAUUACGAGACGUACUUCCCGAUCCAGACUUACAACCAGACGAUCAGGAGUCAAUCACCACCCUCCCGCUCGUCCCACGUCAUCUACCCCACCAUAGCUCCUCUCAUCGUUGCUUUUGCCCAAACUUGGGCGCCUCGAAUUCCACCAGCCCUCUGCCAGAUUUGAUCGUCAACUCCGCAUCUGCCAGAGACAGCUAGCUUCAUCUGCUCGAUCCAGGUCGCCGCCCAACAAAAACUAGUUUCGUGACAUCAUCCGGCUGAAGUCAAUUGCAAAAGUCAACGGUUCUCCAAAACCGAAACAAACGCCAUCAUUGUUUCGCCUUCACACUUUUAUUCCUUCCGAAAGGCACCUCGAAUCGACUCUGACCGUCGUAUUAUUUCAGACGGCAAUACUCACGUACAUACACUUCAACACCGCGUGUAACACUUUCACACCCGCAGACACUCAAAAUGUUCCGUCCCCUUAGCGCCCGACUGGCGCGGAUCAUUCGUCCCAUCGCGAGACACACCCAGGUCCGCGGCAAAUCCUCUCAGUCUUCCGCCUCUGCAGCUCAAGCUAGCAUUGCAGCCACUAGCCCCAAGCAGCAGCAACAGUCUAGAUCCAUCAGCGGCAGCCCCAACGUCAGAGAGAAGCCUCACCCGGGCCAGUAUUCGAGAACCGACCCCGAUGUCACUGUCGAGUACCCUGAAGACGACCAGUUGCCUAGCAGUCAGCCGGUCCGCGGUCACGGUGGUGGUAUUGGCAAGCCCACGCUUGCUUCCUUCUCUCUCGAUGGCCACACCGGCGUCGUCACUGGCGGUGCGCGCGGCCUUGGCUUGGUUAUGGGCCAAGGCAUGGUCUACUCCGGCAGCGAUCUUGCCAUCGUCGACUUGAACAAGGAGGAGGCUGAGCUCCAAGCCAAGAACCUGCUUGAAGCAUUCAAGAGAGAAAACCCAGAGGCUAAGAGAGUUCCCAAGGUGACUGCGCAUCACGCAGACGUCUCAGACCCCGCCUCUGUCGAUGCCUGCAUUGCUGAGAUCCUCGCCGCUCACGGCAAGAUUGACAACCUCGUCACGUCGGCCGGCUUCACCGAGAACUUCGACGCCAUCAACUACCCCAUUGAGCGCAUGCGUAAGCUCUGGGGCGUCAACGUCGACGGCACAUACCUCUUCGCUAUCGGAGUCGCCAAGCAUCUCAUGGAGCGCAAGUCUCCCGGAAGCAUGGUCUUCAUCGGCAGCAUGUCUGGCUCCAUUGUCAAUAUUCCCCAGCCUCAGGCACCUUACAACGCCGCAAAGGCUGGUGUCCGUCACUUGGCUGCCUCCUUGGCUGUCGAGUGGGCUGGUGCGGGCAUUCGUGUCAACUGCAUCUCUCCCGGCUACAUGCUCACAGCUCUAACCGAGAAGAUUCUUGACGACAACCCAGACCUCAAGCAGAAGUGGACUUCUCUGAUUCCCCAGGGCAAGAUGGGUCAGCCCAAGGACCUUAUGGGACCCGUCACUUUCUUGCUGUCUGAUGCCUCUCUCUACGUCACGGGUGCGGACCUCCGCGUUGAUGGCGGUUACACCGUCACAUAAGCCGCCACGAGUCCUUGAUAUGAAUUGGAUUGAAGAAGGAGAGGAGGAAAGAGGCCAAAAGUUUGCAUUUCCACUAGAGUGAUUGGCGUUUUUGCUAUGGGAACAUAGAAGGUCGAUUUGUUGAUACGCCGACAAAUAGUAAAAUUGAUAAUGAUCAAACAAUCCGUGAUAAGAUCUCGAAGAGGCUGACUGAGUCUCUGUGGAUGUGGCAUGUGAAAGGCGGCCAAGCUAGGUAGCUUUACACCGGUCAGCGUAUUCGAUGAGGCUCAUUCGUCGGCACCGAUCGAGGUAUUCCACCACCCCGACAUGCAGUGUUACGGGGCCCGCAGCAUAAGGUCACCGGACGGGCCAUCGACAGUUAUCCGAUCUCUCAUAUCGCCGAGUCUCCCCUAUCCUGCGCCGUCCCGUAAUUGCCUCGUCUGGUUUUCUACUUCUAACCCUGGUCUUGAGUCUUGUUUGAAGCCUCGUCUCGAGGGGCGGCCUGGGAUUCGGUACUCCCGACGCUCUGGUUCUCAGUGAAGUGACCGUAAGGAACCACAGUACGCUGACUUAUAUGGUUCCU